Melanotaenia boesemani (Boeseman's rainbowfish) is the source of this 1916-nucleotide messenger RNA. It is a transcript of the gene chek2, whose product is annotated as checkpoint kinase 2. Bases 272 to 1858 code for a protein of 528 amino acids. The record is from RefSeq and is a predicted model, not a curated record. Gene Ontology annotation, biological process: mitotic DNA damage checkpoint signaling; protein phosphorylation. Gene Ontology annotation, molecular function: ATP binding; protein binding; protein serine/threonine kinase activity. Gene Ontology annotation, cellular component: nucleus; cytoplasm. NCBI's taxonomy places the organism in Eukaryota, Metazoa, Chordata, Actinopteri, Atheriniformes, Melanotaeniidae. The transcript has 16 exons.
UAAGAAAAAAAAUGACAUAAGGAAGUAAGUCUCCUUUGGAAUCCCGGGAAAAUUCUCAUGCGCGUGCCGCGUUUGACGUGUGCUGUUGGUUUGUUGUGGAACUGUUCCGAGCCGAAGUAAAGCCGGACUGCAGCAGGCAGUUUGAACGGUUAGUGCACGCGAUUUGUCGUUAAAGCCGAAUUAAAGAGCGAACCAUCAGAAGGUGAAGGAUGUCUCAAACUUGUUUCUAUGUUGCUGUUUGCACUCACGAGCCAAGUGUUGUUAAAGCGACAUGUCUGAAGAGAUUCCAUCCGUGGGAGAACCGUCUCAGUCCCCAUCCCAGUCCACUCUGUCCCCAUCCCAGACCAGGACCCAGUCUCAGACUGGUUCUAGUUCCUCCAGCGGGCCGACCUCAGGAAGCCAGUCGUCCAGUGGCUCAGGGACUCUGAGUAGUGUGGACACCAUCCCUGUCACCCUGCCAUCUGUCCCUGAGGAGCCAGAACCACAACCCUGGGGUCGCCUGCUGCCUAUGGCCCGAGGCUUCAGGAGCCAUGACUGCAUAGAGGACCAGUACCUGUUUGGACGGGACUCCAGGUGUAACUACGUCCUGGAUGAUCCUGAUGAAAGAGGAUCCACAAAGUUCCGGAUCUACAGCAAGAAGCACUUCAGGAUUUACAAAGAGGACUCUGAAGUCUUCGUGGAGGACUACAGUAACAAUGGGACCUUUGUAGACGGGGUUCUGGUUGGGAAAGGAAAAAAACUUCCGCUGGUCAGCAACGCUGUCCUGGCUCUGGCUGAGCCGAAGAAUAAAGUGUUUGUGUACUUAGAUCUAAUGUCGGAUGAUCAGUCCGCUCUCCCUGAAGGCCUGAGGGAAAAAUACAUUCUGACUCGGCGAAUUGGCACAGGAGUGUGCGGUGAGGUGCGUCUGGCCUUUGAGCGAUCCUCCUGCAGGAAGUUUGCAGUGAAGAUCAUUAACAAGAAGAACUUUUCCUCUGAGAUGACAGCGACCCGCAAUGCAAAGACAGAAAUCGAGAUUCUGCAGAGGAUCGACCACCCUUGUCUCAUAAAGACAGAGGACUUCUAUCAGACGGAGGACAGUUACUACAUCGUCCUGGAGAUGAUGGAGGGCGGAGAACUCUUUAACAGAGUGAAGUUGAAGCAACAGUUGAAUGAAGCAGUUGCAAAACUGUAUUUUUAUCAGAUGCUUCGGGCUGUCCAGUACCUACACAGGAGGGGGAUUAUACACAGGGACCUGAAGCCAGAGAACAUCCUGCUGUCCUCCAAUGAGGACACGUGUCUGAUAAAGGUAACAGACUUCAACCAGUCACGCAUCCUGGAGGAGGCGGUGCUGAUGAGGACUCUGUGUGGGACUCCAUCUUACCUGGCUCCUGAAGUCUUCACCCACGCCUCCACCACUGGCUAUGGCCUGGCCGUGGACUCCUGGAGCCUCGGCGUGCUGCUCUUUGUCUGUCUGAGUGGUUACGCUCCGUUCCACGAACAGUUCAGUGAGCAUUCGGUCACCGAGCAGAUCAUCCGAGGAGAGUUCACCAUGGUUCCAUCCAAGUGGAGACAUGUUUCUGAUGAAGCCAAAGACAUGGUGAGGAAGCUGCUAGUAGUUGAUCCCACCAAGAGGAUGACCAUCGAAGAAGCUCUGCAGCACCCCUGGUUACAGGAUCAGGAGAUGUUGAGGACCGCUCACAGGCUCAUGUACCCAUCAGGAGGAGAUGCUGGCCCUGGUCCUGACCCAGCUCCCGUUCCCAUGCAGGAGGCAAAGCCAGCAGCAGGAGAAACCAGAGGCAAGAAACGAGGAAGAGAAGAUGAGGAUGAUGAAGCACAACCUGCUAAGCGGAGCGAAGCCCCGCCCCCUGUUUCUGUGUAGAAGUGAAGCUGUGUAAAUAUGUUUAUUUUUGUAUUAAAGCUGAGCCGUUUUCUAAUGA